Durusdinium trenchii is the source of this 378-nucleotide messenger RNA. Lineage: Eukaryota; Dinophyceae; Suessiales; Symbiodiniaceae. The record is from the annotation of a GenBank genome assembly.
AUGGUGAUUUCGACCCCAGGAGAGCCACAGCACCGACCGCAGCCGGCGUUGGCUUCAGCCAUUCAGAAGCCUGCACCAGUGGAAGGCUUCUGGAUGGCUCCGUCGCCGACCAAGUCCCGAGAGUAUCGAAUUGUCUUCACAGGUUUCCGCCUGAUCGUCUGUGACUCGGUGGCGAUCAGGCGGACACCUGUAGACAGACGAUCAGAUACUCUGGGGACUUUGGACUUGGUCCAACGAUGCACCUGGUGCACUAUAAGGACGCCCAGAUGCAUCGUGGGUCGCGGUGCCCUUGGGGGAGACCAACACCUGGAACCGCCCUGGACGCCCUGCGCGGUCGUGCUCGGAGUGGUCCCAGAGUCGGAUGCGAAACCGCUCUGA